Belonocnema kinseyi is the source of this 414-nucleotide messenger RNA. RefSeq lists its product as uncharacterized. The coding region runs from base 1 to 414 and encodes 137 amino acids. The transcript has a single exon. Lineage: Eukaryota; Metazoa; Arthropoda; Insecta; Hymenoptera; Cynipidae. The record is from RefSeq and is a predicted model, not a curated record.
AUGUUGGUGGAUAAACCAACUCGAGAACGUACUCGUCCAGUGCGCUCAACCAAAAAUAUUGCUGCUGUGGCUGAAAGUGUGCGUGAACAACCAUCAACAUCAACUCGGCACCGUUCACAACAAUUGGCCAUUUCACGCACUUCUCUGAUGCGAAUUUUGCGAAAAGAUCUUGCAAUGAAGCCAUAUAAAGUUCAAUUGGUUCAUCAGUUAAAGCCUAUUGAUCAUCCGAACCGUCUACAGUUCGCAAAUUGGGCUGAAGAUCGUUUGAUUGAAGAUGAUGAAUUUUAUCGAAAAAUUAUUUUUUUGGACGAAGCACAUUUUCACCUCGGUGAAUCGCGUAGUUUCGGUUCUGGAAUUGAGUCCUCUACAGGCAUUCAUGUUAUUCUUACCGGUGUUAUUAUUGAUAUGAUAUAA